AUGAAUAAAAAAAAUUAAAAGGCAUAUAAUGGACACGUGGGUCCUUCAAUGCUUAAGUAAAACUCCAUAGGGCAAACAAGAAAAAAAUAAAACUCGCAUAAGUAGGAAAAUAAAAGAAUAAAAAAAAAUUAAAAACUGAAAAAAUAAGUAAUCUUUAAGGGCGAGAAAGGAGAAGCAUUCAAUUGUUUAUAUAUACCUCAUGAAAUAAUGAAAAGUAGCCCAGGAUCCAACUCAUCAACGAAAAACGAUGAAUGCCUAAAAAAGGUAUGCGUAAUAAAUAAAAAUAAUGCAGCGAAAAGCGAAAAGAAGGAACGAAUCAAUGAUAAAAUCAAAAUUUGCAAACUAAAAAGCCAGGGUAGUGGUGUCAAGGGGGAAAAAAACGAAAGGGGCGAAAAGAGUGAUAUGAAAAAGCAAGCCAAGAAAAGUGACAGCGCAAGUAGUGAGUCCAUGAAGGAAUCGUUAGAGGAGGAACUCGAUGGGGAAUAUGAGGAUGUAGACGGUGAACUGGACAUGGACGCAGACUUGGAUAUGGAAACCCAUUUUGAUGAAGAAGAUGAUGAAGAGGGAGGUGAAGACAAGGACGAAGCUCUUGCUGAUGCCAGGAAGUAUUUUAAAGAAGGACAAAAAUGUAUUACCCCCCCGAACGGUGAUGGAACAAGAGCUUUCUACGAAAGUCUACUUGAAGAAAAUCCCAAUUCACUCAUUGCUAUAAAGUACUGCAUAGAACAUGGAGUUCUAAAUGGUACGAAACAUCGUCAGACGAUAUAUAAAUAUAAUGUACUUAAAAAAAAUAACGCAUUUAGAAAUAAUUUUGGAGGUAUACGAGGUGAGUUUAUUAAAAUGUUGGAACAGCCUCCUAAAUCUGAAGAGGAUUCCUAUGAAGAUUCUGAUGAAGAUUUGAUGAUAAAGGAGAUUUUAAGCAAAUGA
Molecule: messenger RNA, 927 nt
Organism: Plasmodium coatneyi
Lineage: Eukaryota; Apicomplexa; Aconoidasida; Haemosporida; Plasmodiidae
Exons: 2
Coding region: 208-927 (239 amino acids)
Source: RefSeq, a predicted model, not a curated record